Molecule: messenger RNA, 1275 nt
Organism: Diospyros lotus (date-plum)
Lineage: Eukaryota; Viridiplantae; Streptophyta; Magnoliopsida; Ericales; Ebenaceae
Product: replication factor C subunit 2
Exons: 12
Coding region: 127-1152 (341 amino acids)
Biological process (GO): DNA repair; DNA-templated DNA replication
Cellular component (GO): nucleus; DNA replication factor C complex
Molecular function (GO): ATP hydrolysis activity; ATP binding; DNA clamp loader activity
Source: RefSeq, a predicted model, not a curated record
ACGAACCGUCUUUAGUUCCAGAACAAGGGUAUAUAAAUUUGUAGCUUUGCUCGUCCCGCUUGCUUUUCACACGCGCGGGAAUAUAAACCUAGAAAGAGGGCGGGCAAGGGCAAGAGGUAACCAGAGAUGGCGCCGGUAAUGCAGAGUUCUCAGCCAUGGGUCGAGAAAUAUCGACCGAAGCAAGUGAAGGACGUUGCUCAUCAGGACGAAGUCGUUCGUGUCCUCACCAACACCCUCGAGACCUCCAACUGCCCGCAUAUGUUGUUCUAUGGUCCACCUGGAACAGGAAAAACCACCACUGCCCUUGCCAUAGCCCACCAGCUUUUUGGACCUGAACUCUAUAAGUCUAGGGUCUUGGAGCUUAAUGCAAGUGAUGACCGUGGGAUAAAUGUAGUUCGCACAAAAAUCAAGAACUUUGCUGCUGUUGCAGUAGGUUCCGGACGUCAAGGGGGCUAUCCUUGCCCACCAUUUAAGAUAAUCAUCCUAGAUGAGGCAGAUUCCAUGACUGAAGAUGCUCAGAAUGCUUUACGGCGUACAAUGGAAACUUACUCCAAAGUCACAAGAUUCUUUUUCAUUUGUAAUUACAUUAGCAGGAUCAUUGAGCCCCUUGCUUCUAGAUGUGCAAAGUUUAGGUUCAAACCACUUUCAGAAGAAAUUAUGACGAGUCGUAUAUUGUACAUUUGUAAAGAGGAAGGUCUCAAUCUGAAUUCUGAGGCUCUUUCAACCUUAAGCUCCAUCUCACUAGGUGAUCUUCGUCGGGCUAUAACGUAUUUACAGGGAGCUGCACGCUUAUUUGGAUCAUCUAUUUCUUCCAAGGACUUGAUUAGUGUGUCAGGGGUGAUUCCUCAGGAGGUUGUUCACUCUCUGUUUUCAGCUUGCAAAAGUGGUAAUUUUGACUUGGCAAACAAGGAAGUCGAUAACAUAAUUGCUGAGGGAUAUCCAGUUUCUCAGAUGCUUUCUCAGUUGUUUGAUGUAGUUGUUGAAGCAGAUGAUAUUUCGGAUGAACAGAAAGCAAAUAUAUGCAAGAAAUUGGCUGAAGCAGAUAAGUGUCUUGUUGAUGGGGCAGAUGAGUAUUUGCAGCUGUUGGAUGUGGCCAGCCAAACAAUGCGAGUACUUUGUAACAUGCCACUUGAGUUUUCAUAUCAAAACUAAGUUAAAAAAUAGAUGCAAACGAUUGUGCCGAAUCAUUUUGAAGGAAAGUGUUCAGAAUGGGUUCAUGCAAAUCAAUCUAAUGUUUGUGCGUAUUAUAUAUAUCCAUGUUAAUUGGUUACGUUU